This is a messenger RNA of Juglans regia (Persian walnut), 3600 nucleotides long. Its product is annotated as ETO1-like protein 1. The record is from RefSeq and is a predicted model, not a curated record. Gene Ontology annotation, molecular function: protein binding. Gene Ontology annotation, biological process: negative regulation of ethylene-activated signaling pathway. Bases 898 to 3561 code for a protein of 887 amino acids. The transcript has 5 exons. Lineage: Eukaryota; Viridiplantae; Streptophyta; Magnoliopsida; Fagales; Juglandaceae.
AGCCCAAAAAGAUUCGUAGUUUUUGGCUUUUGCCAACAUUUUCAGUUGAAGUUCUGCACUGCUUCCCCAAAAAAGAGUGGCUGCAAAUUCUUUUCUAGUCUCCAACGGAAGGAAAGUGAAAAAAAGGGAAAAUAAAGAAACUCUCUCUUUUACCAACAAAAAAGUGGGAAACAAAGUUAAAGUUUGAAUUUUUCGUUCGGGUUCCACUCAAUCUGUCUGAUCUAUAGCCUCCGAAGCGCUCGUCUCCUAUUCUCUGAUCGGGGUCUGCUAAUUCUAGCCACAAAGUGAAGUGGGUUUCUUUCUCUUCUCUCUCUGCUUUGUUUUGUUUGGUAUUGGUUGUUUGGCGUUUUAUGGAGGAGUCGGGUGGGCUAAAAUGUGGGUUUGGUCAUUUUCCUGGUAGAGAUCUCACGUAAACAUUUCCGGGUAUUUGGUCGUUUCUGGUUUUAUUGUUUUUCUAUGCUCAAGAGACUAGGGAUAUUUUAUUAUGUUGUAAACUAGUGGCGAAAAAAAAAAAAGAGGUUCUGAUUUAUCAUUUUUGUAUAGUAGAAUCCACAUAAUUUCGUAUGAUUGUGAUUGGAAAGUAAAAAACAAAGCUUGAUUUUUGUUCUUUUGGUGAGUGAAAGGAAUCCAAAAGUAUUUUUGUUUGAAUUCCGAGCGGUUUCCGAUAAAUUGGACGGAAUCAAUACAGGGAUUGUGACUGUUUUAUCUUUAGCUUUUUUUUUUAGUUUCCUUGGUGGGAUUGGAAUGUCUCUGCUAACUGUGGUGUAUUGUGAUUAGAAGGAACUUUUUUUUGUUUCUUUUUAUCGUUUCCAACUUUUAUUGUGUUUGAGUUGAGUGGAGAGACAGACCCAUCUGCCUGUUGUGGAGAUCUGGGAGUUGUUUCGUCUCUUAUGCCCCAUGAGGACAUUUUCCCCCUCCGAGUCCUUUAAAGAAAUACAGCUCAAUGCUUUCAAUCCACAGUCUUGGCUUCAAGUUGAAAGAGGAAAACUUUCCAAACUUUCAUCGCAGUCUUCUUCUUCAUCCAUAGAAUCUCUAAUCAAGGUCCCUGAGCCUCCGAUACUACCAUUCUUUAAACCUGUUGAUUACGUAGAAGUUUUAGCUCAAAUUCAUGAAGAACUUGAGUCAUGUCCUUCGCAAGAGAGGUCGAGCCUCUAUUUAUUACAAUUUCAGGUGUUUAGGGGCCUUGGGGAGCUCAAAUUGAUGCGGAGAAGCCUUCGUGCAGCAUGGCAGAAGGCUAGCACCCUUCAUGAGAAGCUCGUGUUUGGUGCAUGGUUGAAGUAUGAGAAACAAGGGGAAGGGCUUAUAUCUGACUUGCUUGGAACCUGUGGUAAAUCUGCCCAGGAGUUUGGACCUAUAGAUGUAGCAGCUCAGCUUCCACUUGAUGUAAAUGUUAAUUCCCAUGUGAGUGUUUUGAUGGAUGGGAACCAAGUAUUAAGAAACGUUGGUUUUAGAAUUGGAGAUGAGAAAAUAUUUUGUGAUAGGAAGAAGAUUUCUGGCCUUUCAGCUCCAUUUAAUGCUAUGCUAAACGGGUGUUUCACAGAAUCACUUUGUGAGGAAAUUGAUCUCUCUGAAAACAAUAUCUCUCCGUCAGGUAUGAGGGCAGUGAAGGAGUUUAGCGUUAAAGGUAGUUUGGGUGAGGUUCCUACAAAUCUCCUGCUGGAAAUAUUAGUUUUUGCAAACAAGUUUUGUUGUGAAAAGCUCAAAGAUGCUUGUGAUAGGAAACUUGCGUCUCUGGUUUCUGCUAGAGAAGAUGCGGUGGAACUCAUAGAAUAUGCACUUGAAGAGAACACGCCAAUUUUAGCUGCCUCAUGUUUGCAAGUUGUUUUGCGUGAUCUUCCUGAUUGUUUGAAUGACGAUCGAGUAGUGGAAAUAUUUAUCCAAGCUAGUAGACAACAAAUAUCAAUCAUGGUUGGGCCAGCUUCAUUUUCCCUGUACUGUUUAUUAAGUGAAGUUGCAAUAAACCUUGAUCCCCGGUCUUAUAAAACAGCUUGUUUCCUGGAACGAUUGAUUGAGUUUGCUGAAACAGACCGGCAGAGACUGAUGGCAUUUCAUCAGUUGGGAUGUGUGAGGCUCUUUAGGAAAGAAUAUGAAGAAGCCAAACAUCUUUUUGAGGCAUCUUUGAAUGCUGGCCAUGUAUAUUCUGUUUCAGCUUUGGCUAGAAUUGGUUACUUCAAGGGCCAUAAACUUUGGGCUUAUGAGAAGCUCAGCUCCAUAAUUUCCAGUGUUACCCCACUUGGAUGGAUGCACCAGGAGAGGUCAUUGUACUGUGAAGGCGAUAAGUGUUGGGAGGAUCUUGAGAAAGCCACUGAGUUGGACCCUACUCUUACUUACCCCUACAUGUAUCGGGCUGCCUCCUUAAUGAGAAGUCAGAAUGUUCAAGCUGCGCUUGCAGAGAUCAAUCGCAUUCUUGGGUUUAAACUUGCACUAGAAUGCUUGGAACUUCGGUUUUGUUUUUAUCUAGCACUUGAGGAUUACCAGUCAGCCCUUUGUGAUGUUCAGGCAAUUCUCACACUCUCCCCUGAUUAUAGGAUGUUUGAAGGACGGGUGGCAGCAUCUCAGCUCCGUACUCUUGUGCGUGAGCAUGUAGAUUAUUGGACAGCAGCAGACUAUUGGCUGCAAUUGUAUGAUCGGUGGUCUUCAGUUGAUGAUAUAGGGUCUCUGUCUGUUAUUUAUCAGAUGCUUGAAUCUGAUGCAGCAAAAGGGGUUCUGUACUUCAGACAGUCUUUGCUUCUCCUGAGGUUGAACUGUCCUGAGGCAGCGAUGCGAAGUCUACAAUUAGCUCACCAAGAUGCUUCCAGUGAACAUGAGCGACUGGUUUAUGAGGGGUGGAUCUUAUAUGAUACUGGUCAUUGUGAGGAAGGGCUUCAAAAAGCAGAGGAGUCAAUCAAAAUCAAGAGAUCUUUUGAGGCCUUCUUCCUGAAAGCCUAUGCAUUGGCCGACUCCAGCCAGGAUCCGUCUUGCUCAUCAAUUGUUGUUUCACUUCUUGAAGAUGCCUUGAAGUGUCCAUCAGACAGGCUGCGGAAAGGUCAGGCAUUGAAUAAUCUAGGAAGUGUUUAUGUUGACUGUGGGAAGUUAGACUUGGCAGCUGAUUGUUACAUUAAUGCCCUUAAAAUCCGGCACACUCGGGCCCACCAGGGCCUUGCUCGGGUUCAUUUUCUCAGAAAUGAUAAGGCUGCUGCAUAUGAGGAAAUGUCAAAACUGAUUGAGAAGGCCCGGAACAGUGCAUCUGCCUAUGAGAAGAGGUCUGAGUACUGCGAUCGUGAAUUCACAAAGGCAGAUCUGGAGAUGGUCACCCAAUUAGAUCCGCUUCGGGUAUACCCUUACAGAUAUCGAGCUGCAGUAUUAAUGGACAGCCACAAGGAAAAAGAAGCCAUUGCUGAAUUAUCAAGAGCCAUAGCAUUCAAAGCAGACCUUCACCUUCUACACCUGCGGGCAGUAUUCCAUGAGCACGUCGGUGAUGUCUUGAGCGCACUCCGGGAUUGUCGAGCCGCUCUUUCUGUAGACCCCAACCAUCAAGAAAUGUUGGAGCUUCACAGCCGUGUAAACAGCCAUGAACCGUGACUUUAGGGCAAAAAAAAAAAAAAAAAAGGAAAGAAAAUU